Closterium sp. Naga37s-1 is the source of this 1146-nucleotide messenger RNA. The record is from the annotation of a GenBank genome assembly. Lineage: Eukaryota; Viridiplantae; Streptophyta; Zygnematophyceae; Desmidiales; Closteriaceae.
AUGGCUUUCCGUCCAUGUCGUCCGACAUUCAGUUUCAAACCCAGCCCCUUCACCCUCGUAUCCAGCAGCGCCUUGCUUCUCGUACUGCUCUUUUCGUCCACGUCGGAUAUUCCAGCAACACCCGCCGGCCAGGAAACUCUUCACUCUGCCCGCAACACCCGCGGUUUUUUUCGACUAGCUGAGGCAAGGGACCUACCGGACGAGACUCUUUUCGGCCGCCUAGGGCUGCAGAGAGGGCUGCUGGGUCUCGGGUCCGAAUCUCAUGACGGGAAACAAGUGACUGUUGGCGCGGGGGCAACGGGAGCGGCGGAGAGACUCGUGGAGGAGAAGGGCGUGCGUGAAACGACGGUAAUGGAGCGAGAUUUGCUGGGGAUUCGGCCUGGAUCGCAGGGGGGGCCGCAGCAGCAGCAGAAGCCGGAGAAGUGUGUCAAGUCGACCCUGCCGGGUUACACGGCGAUGAUCGCGCUGGCCGAUUACGCAGGGCUGUACUUCCAUUUCAACGUGAAGGGUUCAACUCUCAAGGGAGCAGUGGAAGCGAGGACCGUUGCUGAUGGAGGCGCGAGCAAGGGAUGGUUCGCUAUAGGCUUCUCCAAGACAGGCAAAAUGGCGGGCUCCGAUGUAGUUCUGGGUAAUUACGUUCCGUCCACCAAUAAGAAGCUUCCUGUGGGCUCCAGGCCGGGAAUCGGAGGUCCGCAGCCAAGGCCAAUUGCUUAUCUAAGUGUCAACGGUACCAAGAGCGGAAACGGCACCAAGAGUGGUGGGACUGGGAAGAAGGGCAGCGGGGCUGGAAGCGGGAGUACGAACAGCACGAAAAGUGGUAACCGUGGUAACCCUAGCAGUGGUAACGCGGGCACGGGCGGCAAGAGGAAGGGCGCGUUGGUGGGAGCAUUCAACAUGCAGAGCCUUACCAUGGGGACAUAUGCUGUGGCGGACAACUUCAGAAUCGCGAACGCCUCCGUUACAGCCACGAAGAACGGCACUGUAGUGAGGUUCGUUAGGAGCGGGCCUGGCGGGUCUGUACCAGUGAAGUAUGAUGGUCUCAACACGCUCAUCUGGUCUUACUCCUCAACUGGCGCUACCAAGGUGUUUGGAGGACAUAUGAGACACAGGGGGAGUGCCGUGGUAAAUCUGGCUUGCAAGGUCUGA